Messenger RNA from Solanum dulcamara, 1060 nucleotides. Its product is annotated as ethylene-responsive transcription factor ERF017-like. The record is from RefSeq and is a predicted model, not a curated record. The coding region runs from base 77 to 739 and encodes 220 amino acids. The transcript has a single exon. Gene Ontology annotation, molecular function: DNA binding; DNA-binding transcription factor activity. Gene Ontology annotation, biological process: regulation of DNA-templated transcription. NCBI's taxonomy places the organism in Eukaryota, Viridiplantae, Streptophyta, Magnoliopsida, Solanales, Solanaceae.
GCUAACUAUUAUCAUCAUCUUAAGCAAUUAACUAAUCACUUAACCCCAUCAAAUUAUCUUGAAAAUUGAUAACUGAAUGGUGAAAUCCAGAAAAUCAUCUGAUUUAUCAUCCUCUUUUUCGUUAUCUUCGUCUAAUUCGUCGCCAAAGUACAAAGGAGUGCGUAAGAGAAAAUGGGGAAAAUGGGUUUCUGAAGUUAGAUUACCCAAUAGUAGAGAAAGGAUUUGGUUGGGUUCUUAUGAUACAGCCGAGAAAGCUGCCAGGGCAUUCGACGCAGCCCAAUUUUGCUUGCGUGGCGAUCCUGCCAAAUUCAUGAAUUUCCCGGAUAAUCCGCCCGAAAUUAUUAACGGAAGGUUUAUGAGUGCCGCCGAAAUACAGGUGGCCGCUGCCCGGUUUGCCAACUUGAAUCCGGAGCCCCGGGAUAGCAUUUCGGGUCCUUUAGAUAAUUCCGAUCUUUCUUCUAUAUCGUCAUCCUCUUCUUUAUUGUUACACCUGGAGUGUCAAUCUAAUUCGGUGGUCCAAGCAGAUGGUGAGAUGACCGAAAUGACCCUUGAUUCUGGAUUUGCAGAUAUGUUUCUCUCGUUAGAAACUGCCAAUAACAACGAGUAUGACCUUGGGAUGUUUUCGGGAUUUGAUGAUCUCGCCGGUGACUUUUUAAUACCGCCGUUGCCCAAUAUCGACCCUGACGAAGACAACUAUGAUGGGUUCUCUUCACAGGGAUCAUUACUUUGGAACUUCUGAAAGUUUUUUAAAGAUUUUUUGGGCAAAGGUGUAACAAUUCUAGAUUUUUUUUUGGCUCUAGAAAUGCUGCCUCUUUUGUCCUUUUUAAAUUUAGGAAUAUUCUUUUAUUUCCUUUUUAGUUCUAUGUGGCCAUCAAGAAUUUUGUAUAGUAGGCUCCAUGGGUUCAUUUUGUGGUACAAAUCAAUAUACAAUAAAAGUUAUAAGCAAAUGAGAUUUUCUAUGUCUUUUGUGAAUCAUCCAAUUUGUUUUGCUUCUUACCAUGUAAAUGAAAUUACAUCUGGUACCAUGACACAUAUAUAUUGAUUUUUUCAAGCUUUGCAA